Molecule: messenger RNA, 846 nt
Organism: Saccostrea echinata
Lineage: Eukaryota; Metazoa; Mollusca; Bivalvia; Ostreida; Ostreidae
Exons: 6
Coding region: 1-846 (281 amino acids)
Source: RefSeq, a predicted model, not a curated record
AUGGAUAAUAUUGUUUUCAUAUUGCUCCUCAGCUUUGUUAAGUUUUAUAUUUCAACUGUUACCCAGGAUCCCAACAGUUGUGGGGUAGGGGUGUGUUGUGCGGGCUAUUUUCUUCAUAAUGGAAAAUGUACAGUGUGCAGUUCUGGUCGAACAGGCAAAAACUGCAGUCAAAACUGUCCUCCUGGAUUUUAUGGAGAAAACUGCAAACAUUUAUGUCCCUUUGAAUGUAACAUUACCUGUAAUAAGGUCACAGGAAAAUGUCCACCUAACGACGCGUGGGACUCUAGCAUUGAGACACAGAUAGAAUACUUUCUGAAGGAGAAAGCAUGGAUUAUAGGAGGUGUAACCUUCCUUGUAUUAGUCAUCCUGUGUAGUUCUAUUGGGGUUAUUCACAUCUCUCAAGCCUUGAAAUGUGUGAUAAUUAAUAGAACAAAUGAUCAUACCACAAAUCAAAGCCCACAGUCAUCAAACAGUGUGAGAUAUGAAACUGAUUAUCCUAACACUCCGAGUGGAUCUCUUCAAGCAAAUCAUGAUGAAAGCAGAUCAACCAAGAAUUCAUCAAAUAAAAGGGAAGCUAAACCAUCCUGCGAAUACAGUAAACCUACUCAAAAGAAGCGAUACAGCUUUAUCUGGAAGUCAUCAGUGUCACAGGAAAUGACAUUAUAUCCGGAUGUUUCUGAGGAUGAUGAGGGCAGUGAAGAGUCUGACGACCUUAUAAAGACUACCAGUGGUAUACAAAUCUCAGGACUUCCCAAGAAACAGUCUUUUAAUACCUUUCAGUCCCUGGAUGAAAAAAUAGAGACAGACCAUGGAGCAAACACUACUUAUGGAAAUGUUUGGAAAUAG